GAGAAUGAAAAUGUUGAAAGAAUGAACAAUUUCACGAUUCGCUCCAUUGCAACGUUCAUGCGAUCGCAUUCUGAUGUUUACGGUGGAGAUUUCGGCCGUGUAAAUCUACGGCGAGGAGAUCUUCUACCACACAAUAACGAUACCGUCCGUUCGACGUCAUCAGCUACUCGUCGCACAGAAUCGCAGGCACCUCGCUAG
Messenger RNA from Haemonchus placei, 198 nucleotides. The record is from the annotation of a GenBank genome assembly. Lineage: Eukaryota; Metazoa; Nematoda; Chromadorea; Rhabditida; Trichostrongylidae.